UCCAUUCCUGUAACACGGGGUCAGAGGUCGGUGUGUGCCUCCCUGGGCUGUUUCCUUGCACGGUGGCGAGUGUGACAGCAUCGCUCAGGUAACUGCUGGGGACUGUCAUGGAGUGACUACACAUUCUCUGUACAGUAUACAUAAAUGAGCUGCUCAUCGGAACAUGGAAUAUAACAUCCGCCUGGCACAGCCCACAGACAGCCAGCACAUCAUGAGGAUGAUCCGGGAACUGGCUGAAUAUGAAAAAAUAACACAUUUUAUCAAACUAACAGAGGAAGAAUUACAUCGAGAUGGAUUUGGGGACGUCCCGUGGUUCCGCUGUUUAGUGGCUGAGCUGCCGGAGAAUGAAAGAAGUGAGACAGGUGUCCCCUUCGCUGGAUACACCUUAUUUGCCAACAGUUACAGUAGCUGGACGGGCCGAACCCUACACCUAGAGGACUUGUAUGUCUCCCCUCAAUUCAGGGGGCGAGGACUCGGGAGGCGGCUAAUGAGAAGAGUCGCUCAGGAGGGUCUAAGGUCCGGCUGCUCCCAGAUCCACCUGACAGUCCUAAAGUGGAACCUUCCGGCCAUUAACCUGUACCGGUCCCUGGGGGCCGAGAACCUGACAGAGGACCCCGGAUACCAAGUCAUGAGCUUCAAUGGGGAGGCCCUGAGAAGUAUGGGACUGGAGGAAGAACCCCAGGAAUCAGUAACAGGAGAGGACCCCGACCUAUGAUCGAUACUGCCCCUCAGUAACACUUACGUACAUUACAUAUGAUGUGGCGCAUACCGCAGCUGGUUAACGGAAGAAUGACGCAGAGGGCGGAGUCUCAGAGGGCCCUGCCUUGCUUCACAGAGCCCCAGGUGAUAGCUUCCAGUGUGCAGUCUCUACUACCAGAUUACCCCUGAGCUGAGGACCCCACAUGAUUAUACCCUCAGAGUUAUGUCCUUUGUCCUGGCGUCUGGAGGAGCUGAAUCCUGGCAGCUGUGUCCUGGCGGCUGUGCCUUGGCGGCUGUGUCCUGGCAGCUGUGCCUUGGCGGAUGUGUCCUGUCGGCUGUGUUUUGGCGGCUGUGCCUUGACGGCUGUGUCCUGGCAGCUGUGCCUUGGUGGCUGUGUCCUGGUGGCUGUUCCUUGGCAGCUGUGUCCUGGCGACUGUGUCCUGGCGGAUGUGUCCUGUCGGCUGUGUUCUGGCGGCUGUGCCUUGGCGGCUGUGUCCUGGCAGCUGUGCCUUGGCGGCUGUGUGUGACUCACUCUCCCCGCUGCCCUCUGCAGUACCAUUUGCUCCCAGAAUUUGAUGACCACAUACAUACUGCCCCGUAAUAACAUCCGCUAUCUGCCCCCGCUCCGUUCUCCACGCAGUAACGCGUCCAGCUGAGGCGCACUGGCCACAUAUGUGCAUGUAGUGUAUCAGGGAAUGUUCUUUCAUCCUUUAUAGUUAUUUUUUUAUAUUUUAAAUAAUUAGAAUUUCAGAAAGUAUUUGUGGGGGUGUAAUACAGAGAUUUCUGUCGGUGCGUAUUUCCCAAGCUCUAGCAAUCUGAUAAAACAUUUAUUAUAUGAAUAAA
This is a messenger RNA of Pseudophryne corroboree (corroboree frog), 1542 nucleotides long. Its product is annotated as thialysine N-epsilon-acetyltransferase-like. The transcript is spliced from 7 exons. The record is from RefSeq and is a predicted model, not a curated record. Lineage: Eukaryota; Metazoa; Chordata; Amphibia; Anura; Myobatrachidae. Bases 164 to 715 code for a protein of 183 amino acids. Gene Ontology annotation, molecular function: N-acetyltransferase activity.